CCAAAGUAGCGUAAGCGCCAAACCCACCCAUCCUUUUCUGAUCAUCGAACGGUUCAAACAAUUCUUCAGCCACCAUAAUAGAUUCCAACCGUUGAAUCCAAAAGUAUUACCUCAUUUGUUUUAUCAAUAUUAUCAGCUCUUUUGUGACUUUGUCCCUUACUCUCUAUAGCCCUUGUUUUGUUGUUGAUUUCUAAGUUUCAUUACCUUUCUCUCUCUAAAACUCUCUCUCUCUAAAAUUCCAUUAUUGUCAUCUUUUUGAUUUGAGUCUUGUGCUCAAGAAUAUUAAUGCAUUGUUUUCAAGAAAUCAAUUCUUGAACAUUUCAGCUUGUGAAAAUGGUAAUGGUAAUCUUGGAUUCUUGAUCAUCAAGUGGGUAUUAGUGUUAAUUAUUGCAUUGUUUUCAAGAAAUCAAUUCUUGAACAUUUUAGCUUGUAAAAAUGGAUACAAAAAUGUUGGUUCCACCAUGGCUAGAGUCAUUGCUAAACACAGCAUUCUUCUCCAUUUGUAGAACACAUGGAGAUGCAGCAAGAAGUGAAUGUAAUAUGUUUUGUUUAGAUUGUAGUGGUGACGCAUUUUGUUUCUACUGCCGUUCUUCAAGACAUAAAGAUCAUCAAGUAAUCCAGAUAAGGAGAUCUUCAUAUCAUGAUGUAGUAAGAGUUUCAGAGAUUCAAAAAGUGAUUGACAUAAGUGGAGUUCAAACUUAUGUGAUAAACAGUGCUAGAGUUUUGUUUCUGAAUCAAAGGCCUCAACCAAAAUCUGGCAAAGGAGUUGCUCACAUUUGUGAAAUUUGUGGUAGAAGCCUUUUGGACACAUUUCGUUUUUGUUCAUUGGGAUGUAAGGUUGUAGGAAUAAAAAGAAAAGGGGAUGCAAGCUUUAAAUUAGAGGCUAAGAAUGAGGAAGAAUUAAUGGAAAGAAGAAGAGAGGAUGAAGAAUUGCGUGAAGGGUCACAACAAGACAUUUACCCGCCUACGCCUCCUCCACCUCCUACUUCUAGUGCAAGAAGAAGAAAAGGCAUACCUCAUAGGGCACCUUUUAAGUCCUAAUAAUUCUCUUAAAUUUCAAAAAAAAAUCCUCUUUUAAUUAAUUAUAAUUAAAAGAAAGCCUUAGUAUAUUCGAUCCAUCAUUUCUUGCACAAAUUACUCUCUUUUCCAUUUUUCUUUUCCCUCUUGGAGGGUUAGUUGUCUUAAACAAAGGAAUUGUAGGGUACCCUUUUGGUUAAAAUGUCCAAAAGAAAACACAAAAGGGUUAGUAGGUUAAUUGCCCUUUUAGAUUUGGGUCCCAUUAUAAUUCUCUAUGUGAAGAUGCAAUAAUGCACACUUGUUAUUGAUGUAUAUGUCAAUUAAGAAAUAGUAAAGCAAGUCUUUGUGGAGUUCGUUUUA
Molecule: messenger RNA, 1377 nt
Organism: Mercurialis annua (annual mercury)
Lineage: Eukaryota; Viridiplantae; Streptophyta; Magnoliopsida; Malpighiales; Euphorbiaceae
Product: protein RGF1 INDUCIBLE TRANSCRIPTION FACTOR 1-like
Exons: 4
Coding region: 436-1041 (201 amino acids)
Source: RefSeq, a predicted model, not a curated record